This is a messenger RNA of Hydatigera taeniaeformis, 564 nucleotides long. The record is from the annotation of a GenBank genome assembly. Lineage: Eukaryota; Metazoa; Platyhelminthes; Cestoda; Cyclophyllidea; Taeniidae.
AUGAUGGCACGGAGGAGGAGGAGUGAAAUGCUGCCCGCCUACGUGGAGAGAGUUCCCUUGGCCAGAAGACUCAAACCCGAUACGUGGAUGACCAUUGGGAUAGAAGCUGCGUUGGUAUUCAUGGCUAUCUGCGCAGGAGUUUUCGUUUAUUACCGAGCUCACGACCUGUCCCUUUAUGCCACCCGUUUCUAUGCCCACAUGGGCUCUUCUGAGGCGCAGCAUAUGUUGAGCCAAUAUCACCUCAUUCGUCGGGACGAGGAUCCAGAGCACGCUAAACAAGCGGAACACUGGCUCAUAAAAGCAGCUGAGUCCGGUCACGGAGUUGCAGCCUACAACCUGGCAUUGGCUCAUAUUCGCGGAGAUCUGCCUUCCAAUUCCACUCCUGAAGCGAGUCAUCUCCACAGACUUCUCUCUCAAGCUGUCAGUCAGGGUGUUCAUGAGGCUCUUGGGUUAUUGCACUACUGUGGACAUGGUCAAUGUCUCAAGCAACAGAGGAGACGACGACACCAGAAGCAGCAGCCACAGGACGAAAAACGGAGACCUCCUUUGGAACGUGAUCCUUAA